AUGGGUAAGCCUCUUGCUGUUUAUAAUUCACCAGAUGUUGAAAACCAACAGUUUUUGGUAGACCUCUCUAAGGAACGCUACAAUACCACUAACGGGAAGACCACCGGCCCCAGCGCAUACGUGUUGGAGGCCGGGCAAAUUGACGUUGACAAGCCUUCGGAUCCUAAACUCAAUGAGGAAGGAGACUUUACGUAUCUAAGUAAACUGCGGAUGCAAUUAACGGGUUUACAAGACGACAUCAACGAAUACCUCACCCAUCGCAUGGAACAGGCCAAGAACAAGAAAUUGAAACAAGCUGAUGAACAAAGAAUCAAGGAGGAGAUCACGAAGUUACUAGACGGAGGUGAUGAAGAUGACGAAGAGCAAGAGGGAGAGAGUAUUGCAUAA
Molecule: messenger RNA, 387 nt
Organism: Lachancea dasiensis
Lineage: Eukaryota; Fungi; Ascomycota; Saccharomycetes; Saccharomycetales; Saccharomycetaceae
Source: the annotation of a GenBank genome assembly